Messenger RNA from Botrytis porri, 492 nucleotides. RefSeq lists its product as uncharacterized. The transcript is spliced from 3 exons. The coding region runs from base 1 to 492 and encodes 163 amino acids. The record is from RefSeq and is a predicted model, not a curated record. Lineage: Eukaryota; Fungi; Ascomycota; Leotiomycetes; Helotiales; Sclerotiniaceae.
AUGAAUCAAUCAAUCAACAACAACCAAACUGGUCAUCCAGCCCCGAUGAGCCAUCGUCCUCGUCUCACUCGUCGAAAUGCCGAGGAACAUGUUCCACUUGCAGGUCGAGCUCAAAGAUGCCGUUACUACCAUAUGCUCGCCAACAGAGCUGUUGAGGCUAAUAGAAUGGCUCAAGCUGUUGGCAGAGCUCAAGCUGUUGGCAAUGCUCAAGCUGUUGGCAAUGCUCAAGCUGUUGGUGCUUUAGGUACUCCAUCUUCCUCUGCAGUUAGCAGUUCUAUUGCCAUGAUUGAAAAUGACUAUGUAGUCGUUAAUCAGGUCACCGGAUCCUCUUCAAAUGGAGGUGUGAACACCACCAUCUUCCAAGGCAACAAUGAUGCCACAUUCUGUCACAUUACUAUGGUACAAGAGUUCAUGGCCAAACAUCAACUUUCCCCAGAGGAAUUUGAAUUGGUAGCAUCCUAUGUUGAUGAGAUGGAAUAUGGGCUCGAUUAG